CCCAAAACCACAAUGAGUACCUUCACCCAUUCCACCUUCACCCUUUCCACUUUCCUUCUCUUGGCUCUUCUUCUUCUUCACUCCACCAAUGCAGCCGUUUUCAAUAUCCGAAACAAUUGUCGACGCACCAUUUGGGCCGGUGCGGUGCCUGGUGGCGGCCGACAACUUAACUCGGGCCAAACCUGGUCUUUAACCGUUGCAGCCGGCACAGCAGGAGCCCGUAUAUGGCCCCGAACCGGUUGCAACUUUGAUGGCUCAGGGCGUGGCAGGUGUCAGACCGGUGAUUGCAAUGGACUCCUCCAAUGCCAAGGCUAUGGUACACCACCCAACACAUUAGCCGAGUACGCUCUGAAUCAGUACAACAAUCUUGAUUUCUUUGACAUUUCUCUUGUGGAUGGAUUCAAUGUGCCGAUGGUGUUUAGACCCAACUCUAAUGGGUGCACCCGUGGUAUCUCAUGUACCGCAGAUAUCAAUGGCCAGUGCCCUGCUGAGUUACGGGCUCCCGAUGGGUGCAAUAACCCUUGCACCGUGUACAGAACUGAUCAGUAUUGUUGCAACUCUGGAAACUGUGGACCAACUGAUUUAUCAAGGUUUUUCAAGACCAGAUGUCCUGAUGCAUAUAGUUAUCCUAAGGAUGAUCCAAGUAGCACAUUUACGUGCCCCGGUGGAACCAACUAUGACGUUAUAUUCUGCCCUUAAUAUAUAAAUGAUGUAGUAAUAUGAAGUGAAUAAGUAAUUAAGGAGCUUCUUCCUUGAUUCUAUAUAUUGUAAUGUUAUUUGUAAUACAGUAAUGUCCUCUUUUAUCCAUAUAAUUAGAUUAUUACUGAUAUGUGUAUCUAAAGGG
Molecule: messenger RNA, 844 nt
Organism: Helianthus annuus (common sunflower)
Lineage: Eukaryota; Viridiplantae; Streptophyta; Magnoliopsida; Asterales; Asteraceae
Product: protein P21-like
Exons: 1
Coding region: 13-699 (228 amino acids)
Biological process (GO): defense response
Cellular component (GO): extracellular region
Source: RefSeq, a predicted model, not a curated record